AUGCUCCCCGCUGCGGCGGCUGCAGCUGCAUCUGGACUUGGUACCAACAACAAGCCGAUAUUCACGUUCACGAGACGCAAACUUCAAAUGGAGAGCCACCUCGGCCAUCGAUCAAGAACAAGCAACUUGGCAGCUAAACUGGAUGCCAUGCUGCGCAGCUCCCCUUGGAUGCGGCGCAAGGUCGUACUGCAGCCCCAAGUGAAGGGUCAGAGUCAGCGUGUUCUCUCUAAUACGUCAACGCUACGGCUGCUGGCAGGCUACUCCUCGCCCAUGGAGAAGCGGAUUAUGGCCACCUUCCAACGAUUCGUUCGGCUUUGGCGUGAGCGAAAGCGACGGUCGGAGCAGGCAGCUCUCAACAUGGUGCGACGCGAAGUCGAUGCACAGUCCUCUAAUGUGGCGAGCAUCUUAAGUCGGCGGAUGAUUGGCGAGGUGCCCGCACUCAAGUUUUUCGACGAAGAUGAACCGAUUCAUGCCGACCAAGCUUUACAUACUCGGACACUUGGCGACUUGAUGGUGUCGUCUUCGCGUGGAGGUGGCGCGCUGGGACUAUCGCCGCACCGACGAGUGACACCGCGAGGAGUUUGCUACACUCUAGACAAAUCAGGAUGUCGGCGUAUCAAAAUGCAAUCAGAGAUCACAGUGGAGAGGGCGACGGGCAAGAGCCUACGGCGGAAGAUGAUUCGGCGCGUGAAACUCAAGCAUCAAGCCAUCGGAAGGCUCAGCGACGAUUUCAAGAGGUCCAGGAAUGCGCUGACGGCAAAGCUUGGGUCUCAGUUAGCACUACGUCAGGCUGAGGGUGAACGAAUGUUCGGCAAGCGGUUGUCCUUGCUGCUAUCCAACAAUGUCGAGCUGCCGCCGCACAUGGCAGCAAAGGAGUUGGCGCUGGCCCGACUGCGAUUCAAGAAGGCGAACCUGCAGGCGAAAUGCCAAACCUUAGCAGUAUUCGGUGCU
Molecule: messenger RNA, 951 nt
Organism: Phytophthora sojae
Lineage: Eukaryota; Oomycota; Peronosporomycetes; Peronosporales; Peronosporaceae
Exons: 9
Source: RefSeq, a predicted model, not a curated record